UAUCAGUCAAUUCCCAUCUCCCUUUCGAAACUCACAACGACUUAUCACUCCCUCUCUCUCUCACGCACAAACACACACUCCAUUUAUUUGCUUUCAUGUUGAUGUUCUACUGCACCUUCGGCGGGAACUGAACCAGGAUUCAGAUUUUGAGCUGAAACCUAAAUUAUUCGAUUGAUUGCAUCGAAAUCGAUAGCGGUGUCGAUGCUACGGUGGUGAUCGGAAACGAGAAGUGAAAGAAAACGGUAUUGAUUAUUGUAGUGAGUUGAUUUGAGAGAGUCCAUCAUGAACCCUCCUCCAAUCGUCGUCCUCACAGACGAUCUCCUCCUCAAGAUACUCUCUCUCCUCCCCGACGACUCCGACCGCAAAUCGCUCCGGUCAACAUCCAAGGCCUUCCGCAAGCUCGACUCGCUCCACCGCACUCACCUCCGCCUCCUCCGCCCCGACUUCCUCCCCUCCCUCCUCCCCAACCUCCCGCGCCUCGCCUCCCUCGACCUCUCCGUCUGCCCCGGCAUCGACGCCGCCGCCGUCUCCCUCAUCCUGCCCUGGACGCGCCGCAUCAAUCGCCUGCACCUCGGCCGCUGCACCGCCCUGCGAUCCCACGCGCUCGGGGCGCUCGUCAGGAGCUGCCCCAAUCUACACACCCUCGACGUCUCCUACUGCACGGCCUUCGGCGAUCUGGAGGCGGCGGCGCUCUCGUCCGCCGCGGGGCUGAGGGAUCUCAAUCUCGACAAGUGUCUCAACAUCAGCGAUGCGGGGCUGGCCAAGGUCGCCGUCGGAUGUCCGGAGCUCCGCAGCCUCUCCCUCAGAUGGUGCUUCGGUGUAACCGACAUUGGGAUUCAGCUUCUCUCCAAUAAAUGCCUGCAUUUGAAACGCCUUGAUAUUUCCUACCUCAAGGUUUCGAGCGAGUCACUGCGUUGGAUUAGUGAAAUGGAGAGGCUGGAGACACUGCAAAUGGUGGGGUGUGGAUCGGUGGAUGAUAUGGGAUUGCUGCAUAUUGCAAAUAAAUGUGCUUCGCUUAAGGUAUUGGAUAUAUCAAGAUGCGACAGAUUGAGCAUGGACGCACUAUGUUCCGUUAUCAAUGGACAUAAUCGUUUAUUGCAGCUUCAUGCAAGCUACUGUUUUUCAGAGCUUUCCAUGUCAUUUGUCGACCGGCUCAAGGACCUGACGAACCUGGAAGUGCUAAGAAUUGACGGGGCACGAGUUUCGGAUUCUAUGUUAAAUAUCAUCAGCAACAACUGCAAAUGUUUGGCCAAAGUGGGACUUGGAAAAUGCAGAGUGACUGACACGGGCGUCCGGCAUCUUGUGUCGAGCUGUGUUAAUCUAAAGGUACUUGAUUUAACAUGUUGCAGCGACCUCACUGAUUCAGCCAUACUAGCUAUGGCACUUUCUUGUCGGGAUCUCUUGUGUCUUAAGUUGGAAUGCUGCAACUUGCUUAGUGAGGGGAGUCUCAACCAUCUCGGGUCUCACUGCAGAUUUCUCGAGGAGAUUGAUCUUACAGAUUGUUCUGGAAUAAAUGACAUAGGCUUGAAAUAUCUGUCAAGAUGCUCAGAGCUUGUGUCUUUGAAACUUGGACUAUGUUCUAAUAUUUCAGACAAAGGAUUGUCUUAUAUGGCUUCAAAUUGCUCAAAGAUUCAAGAACUCGAUUUAUACAGGUGUGCAGGAAUAGGUGAUGGAGGCUUAGCUGCUAUAUCGCAUGGUUGCAAAAAACUGAAGGCACUAAAUUUGUCAUACUGUGAUGGAGUCACUGACAAAGGGAUGGAGUAUUUAAGCUCGCUAAAGGAACUCUCCAUCCUUGAGAUGCGAGCUCUUCGAAACAUCACUGCCACCGGCUUGACAAAGCUUGCUUCUGGUUGCCGGAGAUUAGCUGAAUUGGAUCUAAAAAAUUGCGAGGAAAUUGAUGACUCGGGAUUUUGGGCCUUGGCUUACUACUCGAGGAAUUUACAACAGAUCAAUGUGUGUGGGUGCGCGAUCUCAGACGUGGGGCUGUGCAUGGUAAUGGGGAACUUAACUCGGCUGCAGGACGCGAAGCUGCUGGACCUUGUCCACGUAUCUGCACAUGGUUUCGAGCUCGCCCUCAGAGCAGGCUGCACGUGCCUCAAAAAGGUAAAGCUCCGCGCCUUUCUUAGGCGACUGCUUUCCUCUGAAAUAAUACAGACCUUAGGAGCAAAGGGUUGCAAGAUUAGAUGGGAUUAAUGAGAGUGUUGUGUAAUGUUACUUGUUGCUUAGUGAUAUUCAUCAACUUUAUCAAAGGACUAGGAAAUUCUCAUGAAAUAUUUUUUGAUGUAGAUAGUCUAUUAAUAAUGCCAGAAAGGCGUCAUCUCCAUUUACUUGAUUUCUUGGAAACUUUUCUAACCAAACUUGUCCGUAGUUCUAUUGAGAAAUUUUAAUUAUAAAUGUUGAAUGGAUUUAUGGCACUUUUGUUCUAUUUAAUAAAUGUUUUGUGAAUGUGGUAUGAGUGGAGAAAAAUACUCACUUUUAUUAUAAUAAAAAAAUACUCACUUUUGUGGCGAAGUGAUGUUUAAAAUUGAAAACUACGCUUUUUGUGAGACAUAUCAAAAUAACAACAAAUAUGGAGUAUAUUUUAAGGGAUGGCUAGAGUAUAAGCUAUGUAACUGUAGGCAAUUAAAAUUUAUAGUCUAUAAAAUCAUGUCAUAUGGAAAUUAAGAAUUAAAUAUUGACUUAUAUAUUUUAUUUAUAUUUUGGAAUUGAAUUAUAGUAUAAAAUUUCAAGAUUAAAUAGAUAUAUAAUUAAUAUUUGAUUGUGUAGAUUUAUUAAACAAUUAGAAAACGACACAUGUCAAAUAUGCACAAGAAAUUAAAAUUUCUGUAUAAAUAAAUACUCCCUCCGUCCCACAAAUCUUGACACGUGUAGUUUCGGCACGGGAAUUAAGGAGUUGUAGAUUAGUGUUUUAACUAUAGUUAAUGAGGAUGAUCUCAAACAUCGUUGUGCAAGAACAAAUGAAACAACAUCCACCAAAAAACUGUUCAAUGCCAGAAAAGCCUUUAAGCAGCAAAACAGAGAGACAUUUCUCGAGAAUCAUAAGAUCAAAUUUCCAACUCUACUGUGGAGUGGUGAUGAAGUUGAAGUCGACUGGUCCAACCUCACUACUAAAGGAGGAAGAAAAAAGAGCAUAAAACAAUCGAGAGGAUCGCCUUUUCGAUCCAUUAAAACUACUGAUGAGGAAACUCGUGGGUGUCUUUAAGUAGAAGCAAGGCUAGUAUGAUGGCUGCUGGUCCAUUUUGUCCACUGAUCAGAUCACCACUACAUAGCAUGCUUGCGAGAGGCCUUUCAUUGUUUCUAACCAUCUCUUUUAAUGCUGCUUUUUGAUGAAGUUAGGAUGCCUGAUUAUGCUAAAAUUAGUAAGCACUUACCUUUCACAGGCAUGAUUAAGAUAUUGUGUUUGAUAAAGUUGCUGUCAACACUUUCAAAGGCCUCAAACUGCUGCAGCUUUUAGUUAUAACACGAGGCGUGCAUUAGAGAUAAGGUUCGCACGCCUUAGUUUACUAGCCUCGUCUAUAAAUGUCUCUUUCCAUUUAGAGUAUGAGUGUAAGCACAAAGCUUCUGACAAAGAACUGCAAAAACUGUGAGAUUCUUGAUGUUGUGGUUGGUGAUUCUUAGCUGCUUACAACAAUAUAACCAGCUAAAUCAAGGUAUGUUAAUUAUAUAAACAGCACCAUAGAAAGAAGGGAAAUUCCUUUAAUAUUUGUCUAUGAUCUGUUUGAAUGCCUUAAAUUGCUCAAGACAUGAUGCUAAAAAUCUUUGCUUAUUCAGAUAUUUUGUUCAUUUCCUACCGGAGCAGCAAUGACACAAAGGAUUUUCCUCCUAGUUCUGGUUCUGGAGGUUUUUGCAGCUUCUUAUGCUGUCACAGACUCGAACACGUACGUCGUUCACAUGGACAAGUCCGUAUUCUUCUCUGCUUUGACUGUCUUGUACAGUAAGCUCUUCGAUGUGACGUUGAAGGGACCUCUGGUAUUCCUUCGUUGCAGCAGCUGGAUUCAUCACAUGAAAGCCACUCUUUGGAAUCAGUACGUCCCAAACAAACACUUGAUCCAGGUUGAAGGUAUUGAGCAUCCUGCUUCGGUUAUAGGACCGAUGGUUACACUCUUGGACAGUUUCGAAGCUGUUCAUUGAAUCUAUCAUCCGUUCCAGCGCGACUUUGCCGUGCUUGAUACUUUUAUUCAAAUCAUAUGUAUUCGUAAAGAAUGAAUCCCGCCGCAGCACUUCCUUUGCGACUAAGUGGUCAAGCAUUUUGAGGUCUAAGGAAACCCAUAGACACUCCAUUCGAUAACCACAUCUAAGAUCUCGUUGUUCCUAGCAGCUAGAAAAUAGCAAAGACAUUUACAAGUAAAGUAAAACAAUUUCAAAAAUAUAAGCAAACACAUUAACAAGCAGUUUGGUUGAAAAGAAUUCUGAGUGACAUGGGAGAGAAGAAGCAAGGUUCGGUAGAGUUAUACUGUGACAACAAGUCAGCAAUUGCGAUCACCAAGAAUCCGGUGUACCACAGUCGAACUAAGCACAUCUCGAUCAAGUAUCACUAUAUUAGAGAAGUGGAAGCAAGAGGUGAGAUCCAGUUGAAGUAUUGCUGCAUUGAGGAGCAGUUGGCGGACAUAUUCACUAAAGGCCUUUCGAAAUCAAAAUUUCAACUAUUGAGAGAGAAGCAUGAAAUUACCAGCAAAAACAUUAAGGAGGAGUAUUGAAGAUUAAUGUUUUUGCUGAGAUUCAUGAAUCUAUUGUCAAAGUUCCAUGUAUUUCAUUUAAUCCUAACUAGUUUUGCUUCGGUGCGUUGCCCGGUAAUAGUUAUUUAACUAAAUUAUUUAAAAGUAUAAGUAAUCUAUACUUUUUAAUGUUGAAUGUCUUU
This is a messenger RNA of Salvia miltiorrhiza (redroot sage), 4858 nucleotides long. Its product is annotated as F-box/LRR-repeat protein 3. Gene Ontology annotation, cellular component: SCF ubiquitin ligase complex. Bases 283 to 2193 code for a protein of 636 amino acids. Gene Ontology annotation, molecular function: protein binding. Gene Ontology annotation, biological process: SCF-dependent proteasomal ubiquitin-dependent protein catabolic process. The record is from RefSeq and is a predicted model, not a curated record. NCBI's taxonomy places the organism in Eukaryota, Viridiplantae, Streptophyta, Magnoliopsida, Lamiales, Lamiaceae. The transcript has 7 exons.